GGACUGGAGGACCGGGGGAGGGGAGUAAACAUGGCGGCGUCCAGCGACAGUCUGUGAGUCAGGCAUAGACGGACGGUGCCGUGACAGAGACCGGAGAGGGGGGAAGGAGGGUGUACGAGCACUCCGGGACUGAGACCCCCCCACCCUGCUUGGAGAGGAGGAGGAGGGGCCGUGUACCGCUAUAGGGGCGGGGACAGAGUCCCGGGUACAAGGCGGCUGUGUGCAGGUCUUAAUGCAAAAUGAAUAUAAUUAAAGAGAACAAGGACCUGGCCUGCUUCUAUACCACAAAGCAUUCCUGGAGGGGAAGAUAUAAGAGAGUAUUUUCUGUGGGAACACAUGCCAUUACGACGUACAACCCAACCACCCUUGAAGUUACAAAUCAGUGGCCUUAUGGAGACAUUUGCGGUAUCAGCCCUGUGGGCAAAGGACAAGGAUCAGAAUUUGCUCUUACAUUUCGAAAGGGCAGUGGGAGGAAAUCUGAAACAUUAAAAUUUUCUACAGAUCACAGAACAGAACUUCUUACUGAAGCCCUGAGAUUUAGAACCGACUUCUCUGAAGGGAAGAUUACUGGAAGGAGGUAUAACUGCUAUAAACAUCACUGGAGUGAUACAAGGAGAUUAGUCACUCUGGAAGUGACUCCUGGGGGAAUAGACCAAAUUGAUACAGCAACAAAUCGUGUCCUCUGCUCUUAUGACUAUCGGAAUAUAGAAGGCUUUGCAGAGGUACCCGACUACCAAGGAGGAUUUUGCAUUCUCUAUGGGGGUUUUAGUCGUCUGCAUUUAUUUGCAACAGAACAAAGGGAUGAAAUCAUUAAAAGUGCCAUAGAACAUGCUGGAAACUACAUAGGAAUUUCCUUGAGGAUAAGAAAAGAACCAUUAGAAUUCGAACAAUUUUUGAGUCUUCGAAUGGGCAAAUAUAGCAAUGAUGAAUCUAUCACCUCAUUAGCAGAAUUUAUUGUUCAAAAAAUCAGUCCAAGACAUACGGAGCCUGUGAAAAGAUUAUUAGCACUUACUGAAACUUGUCUAGUAGAGCGAGACCCGGCAACCUACAAUAUUGUAACACUGAAACCACUAGGAGAGAUUUUUGCACUUGUUUAUGAUCCUCAAAAUCCUCAACUCUUUACCAUUGAAUUUAUUAGAGGACAAAUUCGUAAAUAUUCUUCAACUGAAAGAGAUUCCUUGCUGGCAAGUCUUUUGGAUGGAGUCAGAGCUUCCGGAAAUAGGGAUGUGUGUGUCAAAAUGACCCCGACUCCAAGGGGGCAACGAUGGGGUCUUAUGAGUGUGCCUGUGGAUGAAGAAGUAGAAAGUCUUCAUUUGAGGUUCCUUAUAGCUCCUCCAAAUGGAGUGUUCGCAGAUUCUGUCUUUAGAUUCAACUCUAAUAUUUCUUACAGUGGAGUUCUUCAUGCUGUAACGCAAGAUGGUCUUUUCUCUGAGAACAAAGAGAAGUUGAUAAAUAAUGCCAUAACAUCCUUACUCUCCCAAGAAGGAGACCAAGCAGCAUCGAAUCCAGAGCUGGAAAGCCAGUUCCAGGCAGUCAGGCGAUUAGUGGCUUCAAAAGCUGGAUUCCUGGCCUUUACUCAGCUACCAAAGUUUCGGGAGCGUCUUGGAGUAAAAGUAGUGAAGGCACUGAAGAGGAACAAUGAUGGUGUUACCCAUGCUGCUAUUGACAUGCUCUGUGCACUUAUGUGUCCAAUGCAUGACGACUAUGACCUAAGGCAAGAGCAACUGAACAAAGCAUCCCUUCUCUCUUCCAAAAAGUUUCUGGAAAACUUACUCGAAAAAUUUAACUCUUAUGUGAGUUACGGGACUGGUGCUCUGGUUAUCAGCUCACUCCUGGAUUUCCUCACCUUUGCGCUGUGUGCCCCAUACAGCGAGACAACAGAAGGGCAGCAGUUUGACAUGCUACUUGAGAUGGUGGCAUCAAAUGGUAGAACACUCUUCAAACUUUUUCAGCAUCCGUCGAUGGCCAUUAUAAAAGGAGCUGGUUUAGUAAUGAAGGCUAUCAUAGAAGAAGCCGACAAAGAAAUUGCAACAAAAAUGCAAGAUCUUGCUCUCUGUGAAGGUGCCUUACCUCGACACUUGCACACUGCCAUGUUUACAAUAAGUGUUGAUCAGAGAAUGCUUACAAACAGACAGUUGAGCAGACACUUAGUGGGUCUUUGGACAGCAGAAAAUACAACAUCUUUUAAUUUGCUCAAGCGCAUUUUGCCCACAGGUUUGCUAAUAUACCUGGACAGUAAGGAUCCAGUACCAGAAAAGGAUAUUGAUCGAAUGCAUAUCAGGGAUAAUUUAAAAAUUGCAACUGACCAAUAUGGACAAUUCAACAAAGUCCCUGAGUGGCAAAGGAUUGCUGGAAAAGCUGCUAAGGAAGUUGAAAAAUUUGCCAAGGAAAAAGUUGACUUGGUGUUGCUGCACUGGAGGGAUAGGAUGGGAAUAGCACAAAAAGAGGAUAGAAAUCUGAAUUUAACCCAAAAGCCUGUUAUCCUUCGAAAAAGACGACAGAGAAUAAAAAUUGAAUUUAACUGGGAACUUUUCUACUACAGAUUCCAUCAGGAUCAUGCAAGGUCAAAUUUGAUCUGGAAUUAUAAAACCAGGGAAGAGUUAAGAGACACACUUGAGGCUGAAAUGCGAGCAUUUAAUGUGGACAGGGAGCUUGGAAGCUCAACCGUGAUCUCUUGGAACCACCAUGAGUUUGAGGUAAAAUACGAGUGCCUCGCUGAUGAGAUAAAAAUAGGAGAUUACUAUUUACGUCUUCUUUUGGAAGAAGAUGAGAAUGAAGAAAACAGUGUUAUAAAGCAAUCGAAUGAAUUUUUCAAUGAACUCUACCACCGUUUCCUCCUCACUCCGAAAGUGAACAUGAAGUGCUUAUGUUUACAAGCCCUGGCCAUUGUUUAUGGCAGAUGCCAUGAAGAAAUAGGGCCCUUUCCAGACACAAAGUACAUCAUUGGAAUGCUCGAGAGGUGCACAGACAGACUAGAAAGGGACAGGCUCAUCUUAUUUUUAAACAAGCUGAUUCUUAAUAAGAAAAAUGUGAGAGAUGUGAUGGACUCCAAUGGAGUUAGGAUCAUGGUUGAUCUCCUUACCUUGGCACAUCUUCACACCAGCAGAGCUACAGUUCCACUUCAGAGCAAUGUUAUUGAAGCAGCUCCUGAUAUGAAGAGAGAAAGUGAGAAGGAGUGGUAUUUCGGUAAUGCAGACAAGGAAAGACGUGGCCCUUACAGUUUUGUUGAGAUGCAAGAAUUCUGGAACAAUGGAGUACUAACCUCGAAAACGCGCUGCUGGGCCCAGGGAAUGGAUGGUUGGAGACCUCUGCAAGUCAUACCCCAGCUGAAAUGGUGUUUGCUGGCAAGCGGUCAAGCUGUCCUAAAUGAAACUGAUUUGGCCACUUUAAUUUUAAAUAUGCUUAUCACUAUGUGUUCAUACUUUCCAAGCCGUGAUCAAGACAAUGCCAUUAUUAGACCUUUACCGAAGGUGAAACGACUGCUGACUGACAAUACUUGCCUUCCCCACAUCACACAGCUUUUGCUUACGUUUGACCCAAUCCUGGUAGAGAAAGUCUCCAUUUUGCUCUAUCACAUCAUGCAAGACAACCCCCAGCUGCCUCGUUUCUAUCUCACUGGAGUCUUCUUCUUUAUAAUGAUGUAUACUGGCUCCAAUGUGCUUCCUAUAGCCAGGUUCCUGAAGUACACUCAUACAAAACAAGCUUUCAGAUCAGAAGAGAGCAAAGGGCCUGAUAUAUUUCAGCGGAGUAUACUUGGCCAUAUUCUUCCUGAAGCUAUGGUGUGCUAUCUGGAAAAUUACGAGUCUGAGAAAUUUUCAGAAAUAUUUCUUGGAGAAUUUGAUACUCCAGAGGCUAUAUGGAGCAGUGAGAUGAGACGUCUCAUGAUUGAGAAAAUUGCUGCCCAUUUAGCUGACUUCAGCCCUCGACUUCAGAGUAACACAAGAGCACUUUAUCAGUAUUGCCCUAUUCCAGUAAUCAACUACCCUCAACUGGAGAAUGAGUUGUUCUGCAACAUAUACUACCUGAAACAUUUCUGUGACACGCUCAGGUUUCCUGAUUGGCCCAUCAAAGAUCCUGUAAAACUGCUAAAAGACACCUUAGACGCAUGGAAAAAAGAAGUGGAGAAAAAACCUCCAACAAUGUCAAUAGAAGAUGCUUAUGAAGUUCUUGGCCUUCCAAAAGGGCAAGGACAGCAAGAUGAGAGCAAAAUCAGGAAAGCAUACUUUAGACUUGCACAGAAAUAUCAUCCAGACAAGAAUCCCGAAGGAAGGGAUAUGUUUGAAAAAGUUAAUAAAGCUUAUGAGUUUCUGUGUACAAAGUCAAGCAAAAUUGUGGAUGGACCAGACCCAGAAAAUAUCAUUUUAAUUCUUAAAACUCAGAGCAUACUUUUCAAGAGGCAUAAGGAAGACCUUCAGCCUUACAAAUACGCUGGCUAUCCCAUGCUCAUCAAAACCAUCACCAGGGAGACUUCUGAUGAUCAACUCUUCUCUAAGUUGUCUCUGUUGCCAGCCUCCACUGAGCUGGCAUUUCACACAGUCAACUGUUCAGCCCUUAAUGCAGAAGAACUCAGGAGGGAAAAUGGCAUAGAGGUACUACAAGAGGCUUUUUCACGCUGUGUUUCAGUGUUAACUGGAUCAAGUAAACCAGAUGACAUGGCUGUGCAGGUGUGUGCACAUAUAUGCAAGUGUUACAGUGUUGCUGCUCAGUUUGAAGAAUGCAGAGAGAAGAUUAUAGAGAUGCCAAAUAUCAUUAAAGACCUCUGCAGAGUUUUGUAUUAUGGCAAGAGAGUCCAAAGAUUAGCAACCCAGGCCGUAGAAUGCGUUAGUUCCUUUGCUGUGGAUUACUUUCUUCAGACACACUUGUACCAUGCAGGGAUUUUGUGGCAUUUACUUAUUUAUCCUUUCAACUAUGACUUUACCUUGGAGGAGAGUGGUAUUCAAAAGAAUGAAGACACUAAUCAACAGGAAGUUGCCAAUAGUCUCGCCAAGCUCAGUCUUCUUGCAGUUAGCCGAUUAGGUGGUUAUUUACCUGGAGAGCUGACAACGCCAGAAAACCCAACAAUACAGAAGAGCUUGGCUGGGAUGCUCACCCCUUAUAUUGCUCGGAAGCUGUCUGUGUCUUCUCCUGCAGAGAUACUUAAAAUGCUGAACAGUAAUUCAGAAAGCCCAUACCUGAUAUGGAACAAUGGCACAAGAGCAGAGCUGCUGGAAUUUCUUGAAUCUGAACAAGAAAGCAUGACACGAAGGGGAGAAUGUGAUAAAGGCUAUGGAGCCGACUUUGUUUUCGGUGAUCAUGCCAAGGAGCUCAUUGUCGGAGAGAUUUUUGUACGGGUAUAUAAUGAGCAACCCACAUUCCAACUGGAGGUCCCAAAAGCUUUUGCAGCAAGUCUGCUGGAUUACAUUGGAUCUCAAGCACAGUACCUCCAUACACUAAUGGCGAUGACCCAGACCGGCAAGGUGGAGUCUGAUCAGCAUGUAGACCGACUGCAGAGGGUUGAAAUGGCUCUGGAAGCACUUAGGAAUGUCAUCAAACACAACCCUGGAUCAGAAACUGAAUGUAUUGGCCAUUUUAAGUUGAUAUUUUCUUUACUGCGAGUCCAUGGAGCUGGGAAGGUUCAGCAGCUUGCACUGGAGGUGGUCAACAUUGUCACCAGUAAUCAGGAAUGUGUAAAUAACAUUGCAGAAGCCAUGGUACUAUCCAGUUUGUUAUCACUCCUGCAUUCAUUACCAACAAGUCGACAGCUUGUUCUUGCAACUCUGUAUGCCUUAACGUCUAGUACAAAAAUCAUCAAAGAGGCUAUGGCCAAAGGAGCCCUAAUCUACUUGUUGGACAUGUUUUGCAAUUCAACUCACCCCCAAGUACGAACACAGACGGCAGAGUUAUUUGCCAAAAUGAUAACUGAUAAACUUAUUGGUCCUAAGGUCAGAAUCGCUUUGAUGAAGUUUUUACCUGGGGUAUUUAUGGACGCCAUGAGGGAUAACCCUGAAGCUUCUGUACAUAUAUUUGAAGGAACCCAUGAAAACCCAGAACUAAUUUGGAAUGAUAAUUCCAGAGAAAAAGUAUCGACCACGGUUCGAGAAAUGAUGCUGGAGCACUUUAAGCAGCAAGUAGAAAAUCCUGAUGCAAACUGGAAGUUACCGGAUGAUUUUUGUAUUGCGUUCGGAGAGGCCAAUGGAGAACUGUCAGUGGGUGGCGUUUUCUUACGAAUAUUCAUUGCACAGCCUGCUUGGGUGCUGCGGAAGCCAAGAGAAUUUCUUGUGGCUCUUUUGGAAAAGUUUACUGAAUUACUGGAAAAAAAUAAUGCUCAUGGUGAAACUUUAGAAACCGUGACCACUGCAACAGUUUGUCUGUUUAGUGCACAACCUCAAUUAUUGGACCAAGUCCCACCUUUGGGUCACCUACCCAAGAUACUCCAUGCAAUGAGCCACAAGAAUAAUGCAAUUCCAAAGUGUGCAAUACGGGUCAUCCACACAAUGACAGAUAAUGAGCUCUGUGUUCGAUCAAUGGCUUCACUUGAGACAAUUGGACCUCUGAUUUGUGGAAUGAAAAAACGCUCAGACAUGAUAGGAUUGGCGUGUGAAGCACUUAACAGGAUGUUCCAAAAAGAGCAAACUGAGCUUGUAGCACAAGCUCUAAAAGUGGAAUUGGUUCCAUAUUUGCUAAGAUUACUUGAAGGACAAGGUCUGGAAAACAUAGAAAGUCCAGCGGCAACAAAAGCUCAGAUAGUUAAAGCAUUGAAGUCAAUGACUCGCAGCCUGCAGUAUGGCGAACAGGUGAAUGAAAUCCUGUCUCGAUCCUCUGUCUGGAGUGCCUUUAAAGAUCAGAAACAUGACUUGUUCAUUUCUGAAUCACAAACAGCAGGAUACCUCACUGGACCUGGCAUUGCUGGCUACCUUACUGCAGGGUCUUCAUCAAAUGUUAUGCCCAACAAGCCACCACCAGUGGACCAUGAAGUAGGAGAUCUGGGAUAGACCGCGAAGACUAUAAACCAAUGAGGAUGCAAAUAGACCUAAUCGCUAAUUGUUGCACGAGGGAUAGCGCCACAAGUCUUUCCCUCUUCCCCCAGGGUUGAUUGAAAGGACUUUAUUUUCUGCCUUCCUUGUUUUACAAAGAAAAUUGUUAUUCCUUUUUGUAAUAAAUAUAUUUUUAUUUAGGGAUAAAGAAAUAAAUACAUCUGGGAUGUGUGAUUCUGACCUAGCAUCGCUAUGUAUUAUAAAUUCUGAAAGCACUCUGUGAUCAGCUGUCUGGUUACACAAACUUUUUGUUGUCUCCUUUUUUUUUGUAUCCAAGCACAUUCUGUUCCUUCUUUUCAUUUGUUUACAAGACUGUGAAUCAAAAUAAUAAUCUCCCUCUGUUCGAAGUUUUAUAUUCCACGAAUUGGCAAAGCUGUGGGUUAGAAGGAAGAAAAGUCUGAAGGGCAUUCUGUUUCCGUUUUCUGCCAUGUUUGUUGUGGUUGGGCUCACUGAACCAGUACCAGUUUCUGACAGUGUUCAUUAUUUGUGUCCUUUUACUGUUAAUUAACACUAUCCUCUCCAGACUGGAGAGAAGAGGAUAUUCCCGUGUACAGCAUAGCUUUACCAAAUAAUAAAGUGAAUAUGAAAAUGUCAGCCUGUUAUGUAAGACCCUAGUGAAAUAGUGACAUGAUUCCUACAUUAUUAUCCAGUAUAUACAGCUUUCUAUGAAUGUACAUUAUACAGAUCAUACAUUCGUGUACAUAAAAUUUUAAGAAAAUAAAGGGAAUUGACAACCUU
Rana temporaria (common frog) is the source of this 7751-nucleotide messenger RNA. RefSeq names its product DnaJ heat shock protein family (Hsp40) member C13 (gene DNAJC13). Gene Ontology annotation, biological process: regulation of early endosome to late endosome transport; endosome organization; receptor-mediated endocytosis. The transcript is spliced from 57 exons. Bases 240 to 6971 code for a protein of 2243 amino acids. Lineage: Eukaryota; Metazoa; Chordata; Amphibia; Anura; Ranidae. Gene Ontology annotation, cellular component: endosome membrane. The record is from RefSeq and is a predicted model, not a curated record.